Molecule: messenger RNA, 1548 nt
Organism: Olea europaea var. sylvestris
Lineage: Eukaryota; Viridiplantae; Streptophyta; Magnoliopsida; Lamiales; Oleaceae
Product: NAC domain-containing protein 53-like
Exons: 6
Biological process (GO): regulation of DNA-templated transcription
Molecular function (GO): DNA binding
Source: RefSeq, a predicted model, not a curated record
AAUUUCCCCCUAAAUAUCCGAGUAAACGGAGUUACGUAAGCGCUGAUGACUCCUAUUACCAAUGGCGUUGCUCUUCUUCAAAGUUCAUUAAGCCCCCAACCCACCCGCUGGAAGAUAAAAAUUCUCAGAAUUCCAUAAAUUAAAACACCCUAAAACUCAUUACGAUUAGUUUCUUCAUUUUUCUUUUGGGAAAUGGAUUCUACUCCCAAGAAAUCAUCCUUCGCAUCCUCGUCGAGUGUGCUGGCGCCGGGUUUCCGAUUCCAUCCGACGGACGAGGAGCUCGUGCGUUACUAUUUACGGCGAAAAGUAUGCGGGAAGUCUUUCCGAUUUGAUGCUAUUUCUGAUAUCGAUAUUUACAGAGCCGAACCUUGGGAUCUCCCUAGCAUGUCAAGGCUAAAGACUAGAGAUUUGGAGUGGUAUUUUUUCAGUGUUCUUGACAAGAAGCAUGGGAAUGGAUCAAGGACCAACCGGGCAACUGAAAAAGGAUAUUGGAAGACGACAGGAAAGGACAGGGCUGUCUACCAUAAAUCAGAGAUUGUCGGCAUGAAGAAAACUCUUGUUUAUCAUAGUGGCCGGGCUCCAAAGGGUCCAAGGACUAACUGGGUUAUGCAUGAAUACAGGCUCGUUGAUCUGGAGUUGGAGAGAGCUGGAAUUGUUUAGGAUGCAUUUGUACUCUGCCGAGUAUAUCAAAAGAGUGGUUCUGGGCCGAAGAAUGGAGAAAAGUACGGGGCACCAUUUGUGGAGGAGGAGUGGGAGGACGAUGAGGUGGAAAUGACUACUAAGGAAGAGGUGGAUUUUGGCGGUGAUGCCUAUUUGGACAGCCAUGACCUUGAGCAGACUUUUGGAACAGAUGUUACAUCGGAUGUUGCUCCACUUCCAUUGAAUUUCUACUCUGUGGAAGAUGUCAGCAAUCAAAAGGAAUCAUCCAGCACGGUUGAUGCCCAAAAGCUCUUGUUGGGUGUCCCCGGACAUCAGUGUGAGCCAGAGCAGUCUGAUGAUAAGAGUUUAUUUGAUUUGCCCGAUUCAUACGAUGCUGAUGGAAAACCACUCAAGCAUGAAUACGUAGGAGAAUCAAGACAGACAGGGAAUUCUGAGGAGGUGGAUUACUUGCUGGACGAACCUUGGUUGGAUACUUUUGAUAACCUUCAAUCUGGUGAUGGUGGAUUCAUUGAAACUGAUGAUCUCUCUAAUCCUGUUGGAGAUGAUACUUCUACUUUUGACAUGCUUGAGGAGUACCUUGCAUUCUUUGAUGCUGAAGAUGGCAACGCACAAUAUUUAACUUAUGAUCCUUCAAAGAUGGCAGGGAGUGAUGACCUUGUUUCUGAUCAAGCAUUCCUUGUUCAGAAGAAUAUAAAUGAACCAACUCAGCAGGAUACUACAUCAAGCAGACAACUCUUUGACAGUAACAAUUACUAUGAUGCUGAACCAUCCUCUAAGAAAGAAUCUGUGAAAUUUGAAUCAGAUUUUCGGCAUCCAUUCGCCAAGCAGGCAAGUCGCAUGUUGGGUAGCAUCUCUGCUCCUCCAGCAUUUGCUUCAGAGAUUUAUCCA